Molecule: messenger RNA, 3078 nt
Organism: Poeciliopsis prolifica (blackstripe livebearer)
Lineage: Eukaryota; Metazoa; Chordata; Actinopteri; Cyprinodontiformes; Poeciliidae
Product: MICAL-like protein 2
Exons: 17
Coding region: 489-2765 (758 amino acids)
Molecular function (GO): protein binding
Source: RefSeq, a predicted model, not a curated record
UCCAGGAAACCACAGAAUUCGGUGCAAUAUUUGUUUUUAAGAGCGUAUGAACACAUUAAAGACGUUACUCCAUAAAUUCAGCUGCCAUGAAAAAACAAAAGCUCUGAAGACGCAGCAGAAAGUUGAGCUUCGACACGGUGAACCCGCCACACGGUAAACCCGCCACACGGUGAACCCGCCACACGAAAAAAACACCUAAAGAAGCUCCGUGGAGCUCCACCCACACCACGUCAGACCCGACCGUCCACAGGUGUCACAACCCGGUUAUUUCCUCUAUCAGCUGAGGGAGAACAGCCGAUUCCCAGCCGACGCGCUUGUCUGAGUCAGCCUCUUAUUGGAUCCAGCGUGUCGGUGAGGCCGCGGAAAGUUCCCUGAAGUUCGCCGGGCAGAGAGCGCGAGAGGCGGGGGGAAGCGGAGGACUGAGCGAGGAGGAGCUCCGGGACUUCCACCGCCGAUCUGCGGGCUCUGUGCGGGCUCUGAGGUCUGGGAUGGCGGCCGUGAAGGCUCUGCAGCAGUGGUGCAGGAUCCAGUGUGAGGGCUACCGGGAUGUGUCCAUCACCAACAUGACCACGUCCUUCAGGGACGGCCUGGCUUUCUGCGCCCUCAUCCACAAACACAGACCCGACAUCAUCAACUUUGAUUCCCUGAAGAAGGAAGAUGUCUACGACAACAACAAGCUGGCUUUUAAAGUUGCAGAAGAACAACUGGGGAUUCCGGCUCUGCUGGAUGCGGAAGACAUGGUGGCUCUUAGGGUUCCUGACCGCCUCAGUAUCUUGACGUACGUCUCUCAGUACUACAACUACUUCCAUGGACGUUCCCCAAUUGGCGGCAUGGCAGGUAUAAAGCGUCCAGCAGAGGGCGCCGAUGACGAACCUUCAGGGAAGAAGAACCAGCCGGUGACUGCUAAGGUGUUUCCAGGAUCUAAACCCAGCAGGGAGAACAGUCCUCCCCGCUCUCCCAACGUUACGAAGCCGUCUCCGUCACCUAAACAGAUCAGAAGUUCAACGCAGGAUCAUCAGGUUGAGAAAUCUCAUGCAGGAACUUUAAGCAACAAAUGUGUGUCGUGUAACAAACAUGUUCACCUGGUGCAGCGACACCUAGUAGAGGGAAAGCUCUAUCACAGGAACUGUGCAAGGUCUCUUUCGACGAAUACCAGCUCCCCGUUUCGCGAUCUUCCCUCAAACACCCACAUUUCCAAAUUCACUCCCCAAGCCGAACAAAGUAAACCCGCCACAGUGGCCCCGGCUAAAACACCGUCCAGACUGGGGCCGGUGUGGGUGACGGAGAAGCCCGGCUCUCCUCCGAAUGGCUCCAGUUCGUUUUCUGCUUCACCUGUCUCAGCUCCUGCUUCGGAAACACCAAAGGUUCCCGUGUCCAAACUGCCUACCUUUACAACAGGUGUCAGCACCAAGCCCACGGCUGCUCCCCAGACCUCCAUCACCGUGGCCAAAACGUGGGAGUCAAAAAUGAAGUUUUUACAGUCGGAUGACGGCGCCAAUCACGAGGAGAAAAAGACGUCAGUCUUCAGUACAACUGUGAAUAAAGGCCAGGCCGCGAACAGCAAGGGGCAGGACGUGUUGCCGGGUCAGACUGUAACCAUGGUUGUCAAUGUUAAAGAUGUGGAUAAAGGGGGUGCAGCUAAAACAUCUGCUGCGGGUAGCAAGUCGAGUACAAAUGCUAAAGAGUAUGAUGAUAAGACGAGAGCAUCAGCAGCAGCUUUCAUCUCCAAGAAACUUCCUGAGGAGAACAACAACAACAGCAGCAAACCAUCGUGGACAAACAUAGCGCUCCGAAAAACUGACAAACCUCAAGAGGAGACGCCAAAGAAGACUGAAACGGGGGGCGUCAGAGGGAAGGUGAAGCUGAAAGCAGACCCGUCUCUCCUGGCGGAUCUGCAGACUCCAGAGCCUGAAAAGUCUGUUACCGGUGCGGUCGGUCGGAGCGGCCUAAAACCUCCCCAAACCUCCCACAACACAUCAGUGUCAGAAAAUGAGUCUCCUGGAGCCUGGAGGUCAAAGCUCAAGCCUGUCUCCAAAGAAGCAAAACCAGCAGGUCUUCCUCAGUCUUCUCCUAAACCGUACAGUAAUGGAGCGACCAGAACUUCAGAGCCCUCUGGUGGGCCUUCGGCGGUCAGCACCAUCAUUUCUGUGUCAAAGGAAUCUCAGAACGGACCGAAAGAACAAAUUCCCAAUGCCGCAAAGUCCGAGUCACAGAACUCUAAGACGAAGCCCGGCUACAUCCCCAAAGUGGACAUCAUCCGGGAGCUGAAGGAGAUCGAAGAAAACCUAAAUGACCUGGAGAGGAGAGGAGUGGAGCUGGAGUUGAGGCUGCGCAAGAGCGAGGAAGAGGGCGGCGGUGGCGGCGACGACGAAGACGAGCUUAUGGUCGAGUGGUUCACCUUGAUCAGGAACAAGCAGGUGGCCAUGCGUCGUGAGUCAGAGCUUGUGUAUAUAGGACGAACUCAGGAUCUGGAAGAAGAGCAGCCCAGUGUGGAACAGGAGCUCCGGAGGCUGAUGGAGAAACCAGAACAUUUAAAAACGUUCCGGGACAGACAGAGGGAAAAGCACCUCAUGGAGAAACUCAUAGAGAUCGUCAACGAUAGAAACGCUAUCGUAGAAGGUCUGGAUGAGGACAGGCUCAGGGAGGAAGAGGAGGAUGAGGAGCUAAACAAGAUGAUGAUGAAUUUCAGCGUAAAGAAGGACAAAACCAAGAGAAAGUCUCAAAAAUUCAAACUGUUCAGCUGGGGAGGCAAGAAGGACGUAUGAUGCUCCUGGAAACCAAAACCACCUUGUUUUCACAAGCUGCUUCCUCUGAUCUCUGUCAAUUCCUGGGAUAACAUCGAUACGCUGUGUGUGUGUGUGUGUGUGUGUGUGUGUGUGUGUGUGUGUGUGUGUGUGUGUGGGUGUGGGUGUAGGAGAGAGAAAAGAGAAAGAUCCACCACCUUGCAAUGAGAUUUACUUCAGUACUCCAGUCGUUUAGUUCUAAUCUUGUUCUUAUUUUCACCUGUUGACUUUACGCCCCAACAUUCUCAGUGUCUGCCUUGUAUUUCCUUACUUGCAUAAAAUAUUCAAUACUGGA